AUGACCACAUUCGACCGAGGAGAGAAGCCAGAUAUUGGAACUUUGGUCGCAUUUGACCAUGUUCGAUUUGUCGUUGGUAAUGCUAAACAAGCCGCCUACUGGUACUGUGCCAAUUUCGGGUUCGAGCCAUUUGCGUACAAGGGAUUGGAGACUGGCUCCAGAAUCACCGCUCAACACGCCAUCAAACAAGAUAAGAUUGUUUUCGUGUUCGAAUCUGCCCUCCUGCCAGACAAUACCGAGUUGGGAGAGCAUUUGGUUCAGCAUGGAGAUGGAGUAAAGGAUGUUUGCUUUGAAGUUGAGGAUCUUGAUUCUAUUGUGGCGCAUGCGAAGGCUGCUGGAGCCACGAUUGUCCGAGACAUCACUGAAGAGUCAGAUGAGAAUGGAUCUGUCAGAUUUGCCACGUUGAGAACGUAUGGAGAAACCGAUCACACUCUUCUGGAACGCAAGAAGUAUAAGGGAGCAUUCCUCCCUGGCUUCAAACCCCACCCAAUGCCUCCGACAUUCUUCCAUUCUUUGCCACGUGUCGGAUUGAACUUCCUCGAUCAUUGUGUCGGAAAUCAGCCAGACCUUCAGAUGGCACCAGCUGUCGAGUGGUAUGAGAAUAUUCUCAAGUUCCAUAGAUUCUGGUCUGUUGAUGAUUCUAUGAUCCAUACCGAAUAUUCCGCUCUCCGUUCGAUUGUUGUCACUAACUUUGAAGAGACUAUCAAGAUGCCAAUCAAUGAACCAGCAUCUUCUAAUAAGAAGGCAGUUUCUCAGAUUCAAGAAUUUGUUGAUUAUUAUGGAGGAUCUGGAGUUCAACACAUUGCUCUUAACACCACUGACAUCAUCACUGCAAUCGAAGCUCUCAGAGCCCGUGGAUGUGAAUUCCUGUCUAUUCCAUCCAGUUAUUACGACAAUUUGAGACAACGAUUGUCAGUUUCUUCAAUGAAAAUUAAAGAAGACAUGGAUCGCCUUCAAAAACUUCACAUUCUGGUUGAUUUUGAUGAGAAUGGAUAUCUCCUUCAAAUCUUCAGUAAGCCAUGUCAAGACCGUCCAACUCUCUUCCUGGAAAUUAUCCAAAGACAAAACCAUCAAGGAUUCGGAGCAGGAAACUUCAAGGCUCUUUUCGAAUCGAUUGAAUUGGAACAAACAAAGAGAGGGAACCUGUUCUAUGAGAAUGUCAAGGAUGGACAACACAAGUAA
Molecule: messenger RNA, 1182 nt
Organism: Caenorhabditis briggsae
Lineage: Eukaryota; Metazoa; Nematoda; Chromadorea; Rhabditida; Rhabditidae
Gene: Cbr-hpd-1
Product: Protein CBR-HPD-1
Exons: 3
Coding region: 1-1182 (393 amino acids)
Biological process (GO): L-tyrosine catabolic process
Cellular component (GO): endoplasmic reticulum membrane; Golgi membrane
Molecular function (GO): 4-hydroxyphenylpyruvate dioxygenase activity
Source: RefSeq, a predicted model, not a curated record